CUCCAUGUGAACCAAGAAGGUCAACUAUACCCCAUUAUCGGCCGCUCUCCUUGCUCAGACAUGACCACAAUGCUCGCUAAUAUCCAUCCUACUGCGUGUUUCCCGACGUCAACGCUGGAAGAUCAUGAUCUUUCAAUGUACUCGGUCGACUUCGAGUUUGACAAUGAAGGACACUCGUUGGGUCUCGUCGAGCCGGUGCGCAACCUCACGCUGGCCGACCUCAGCGAUAUGGACAUGGAACAGUCACUCGCGGACAUAUCUAUGACGAUAGAGCCCCUUGACAUACCCAUACUUGAGGCCGAACCCAAGGCUGCCAGCCGCCUACUGACAAGCUCGCCUCGGCCACGGUACCGACGCUCGUACUCUGAUGCCCUCCUUUCGGUUCCGCCUCGUCAAACGGAGGUCUUCCAGAGCAUUACUUGUACGCCUGGACUACGUGACACCAGUUUCGAGGAGCUACGUCUCGGAUGCUACCGCAGCAGCUUUGAUGCUACAGGCACGCUUCCAAAGCCGGUGCCUGAGUAUUCUCCUCGAGAAGCGAUUAUUCCGCCUUUGUAUGCGCCCUUCACAAGCGAAAAUGUGGCGGACCGUAGGAACGAUGAGCCGGACAUCGUAGAUAUAUCAAUGUCUCUCGAGCCAAGCCUGCUGAAAAUCUUUGAUAGGCGUCUCCAGCUUCGCGAACAUUGAGCAACGAUCUAUGCUAUUUUAGAUCUGAUUGAGCGGUAGCUCUGGAACUCUUUUCAAUGUAUCCAACCUUCAGAACUGCGCAUGCUGUGAACUGGGAACGGAUGCUUCUAUGGAGAGUAUGUUGGAAGGACAUGACUUCGUGUGUAGUUUUUCUCUGCUGUACCAUCAUCUAACCGGCUUAACGUGUUGGGUUGUAACUGCUUUCAUAUCUAUCUUAGACAAAGUGCUGUAUUUACAACUAAACAUUUGUCAUAAAUGUGUUGUUCUUUUAUUCGAGCCAUGUUCGGGAG
This is a messenger RNA of Laetiporus sulphureus 93-53, 977 nucleotides long. RefSeq lists its product as uncharacterized. The transcript is spliced from 3 exons. The record is from RefSeq and is a predicted model, not a curated record. Bases 61 to 687 code for a protein of 208 amino acids. NCBI's taxonomy places the organism in Eukaryota, Fungi, Basidiomycota, Agaricomycetes, Polyporales, Laetiporaceae.